Telopea speciosissima is the source of this 5659-nucleotide messenger RNA. Its product is annotated as lysine-specific histone demethylase 1 homolog 3-like. The coding region runs from base 132 to 4913 and encodes 1593 amino acids. Gene Ontology annotation, molecular function: protein binding; oxidoreductase activity. NCBI's taxonomy places the organism in Eukaryota, Viridiplantae, Streptophyta, Magnoliopsida, Proteales, Proteaceae. The record is from RefSeq and is a predicted model, not a curated record. The transcript has 8 exons.
AAGAAACGUGUAAAGAGAACACUGUGGAACAUAGUAAUUGUUUGAACAAGCCUUCUGGAAGUACCUUCUAUGAAUUAAGCGAACAUGUUGAACAGUUAUCUUCUCCACCCUACAAAACUCAGAAUGGGGAAAUGACAAGAUCUACUGAAUUAUUUCAGUCAUUCAGUGGAAAUUUGUUGAGUUCCUUAAUGAAGUUGGAGGACAUCCCAAAACCUCAAGACAAGCCUGAUCAAUUUCCUGAUGAGUUUUCAAAAGACCAGCAUGUUCAACUCCAUCCAUCUUCCUCUGCUUCUGGUUCAAUGAGGAAAGAAGGAACAUACAAACAUUAUGAUGUUCCAAAUCAAGCUCUGUAUACAUCUGUGGACUGCUACCAUGAUUCCAUCUCUAUGCGCACAGAAGAUACCUCUCGAUCUGAUUGUGGUUUAGGUCCAGUUUCUCUGCUUCCUGAUAUGGUUAGAAAAUCCGAUUCUUCUCAUGCUGUGAAUCAUAAGGAGGAAGCACCAGCCACUGUCCAUCCAUUCUCUGAUGGGCCUAUGAUUGGUUCUGAUACCGCUAUUGAGAAGCAAAAUCAACCUUUAGAUGAUGCCUUAAAAGGGAUAAAUGUUCCAAAUAAUGAUUCUUUCUGUGUAAAGGAAGAAGCCAAGGGAACCUGUUCUGCAUCCAUACAUGCAGAAGAAAUUUAUCCAGAUGAUGCAGAAGUAGCACCUGAUCCUGUAAACAAGGAUAAAAAACUUUCACAGCUGCAGCGGGCCAUGCGUAAAAUUAAAAAGCGUAGGCAUGGAGAUAUGGCUUAUGAAGGGGAUAAUGAUUGGCAGGUUCUUAUGAGUGAGCAAGGAUCUUUGGAAAAUAAUCGUGUUCUUGAUGGUGAUCAGCCUUCUAGAAUCAAAGACAAGUCCGGUUCUCCAUCACUUAUGGUUUCAGAGGCUGACAGUGGUGCGGCAGCAGUGGCAGCUGGGUUGAAAGCUCGUGCAGCUGGUCCAGUUGAGAAAAUUAAAUUCAGGGAGGUCCUAAGACGCAGAGGUGGGCUUCAAGCGUACCUGGAAUGCAGGAAUCUAAUCUUAGGCCUCUGGAGUAAAGAUAUGAGUCGCAUCUUGCCUCUCAUAGACUGUGGAGUUACUGAUGUUCCUUCCAAAGAUGAGACAUCACGUGCAUCUCUCAUUAGGGAAAUAUAUUCAUUUUUGGACCAGAAUGGUUAUAUCAAUGUCGGAGUUGCUUCUGAAAAGGGUAAAGCAGAUCCUCAUGCUAAGGCCCAUUAUACACUUUCAGAAGAAAAGCUACCGGAUGAAAGGGUUGGGGCCCAGGUUGCUGAUUCAGAGGAUGGAGUUGCCUUCAUUCUUGGUCAGCUUAAGUAUUCUGAAAAUCUUAGUGAGUUGAAGAAUAAUAUGUUAUUUGAUGAUGCAAAACUGAUCUCAGAAGCCACCAACAAUGGAAAGCCACAUGUGCCAACCAUGGGACGUGAGUUAUCUACUCUGGAGUCAGAAGAACUCAUUGUUGAUAAUGGCAAUGCCACUGGUUGUGUGGAUGCUUUGAGUAUUGAUACAUCUAGUGAUAUUGUGGAUGGUGGACCAGAUUCUAUUUUAGCUACAGAGCCGUUAAGGGACUCAUGUGGGGUUAAGUCUGCUGUAAUCCACCCUGUAGAGGUAAAUGAUGGCAUGCAAUGUGAUUCAGAAGCUUGCAAGAGAAUCAUUGUUGUGGGAGCUGGCCCUGCUGGCUUGAUUGCAGCUCGUCAUUUGCAGCGCCAAGGCUUCUCUGUCACAGUUCUUGAGGCUAGAAAUAGGAUGGGGGGUCGUGUUUAUACAGACCGUUCAUCUCUUUCUGUCCCUGUGGAUCUUGGGGCCAGCAUUAUUACUGGUGUUGAGGCUGAUGUGGCUACUGAAAGAAGACCAGAUCCAUCCUCGUUGGUCUGUGCUCAGUUGGGCCUUGAGUUGACUGUAUUGAACAGCGGCUGCCCACUUUAUGAUAUUGUAACAGGCCAGAAAGUACCUGCGGAUUUGGAUGAAGCCCUUGAAGCGGAGUAUAACAGCCUAAUUGAUGACAUGUUAGUUCUUGUUGCUCAGAAGGGUGAACUCGCAAUGCGGAUGUCACUUGAGGAUGGGUUAGAAUACGCUCUAAUGAGGCGCCGUUUGGCUCGACCAGUUUCAGAUGCUGAAAAUUUUCAGUUGCAUACUUCAGAGAAUGCUUCCUCUGAAACUGGAACAACUGAACACCAGGAUAAAAUCAAGUCUAAAGAUAAGAUUUUGAGUCCUCUUGAGAGGAGAGUAAUGGAUUGGCACUUCGCCCACUUGGAGUAUGGCUGUGCUGCUCGGCUCAAGGCGGUGUCUCUUCCUUACUGGAAUCAGGAUGAAGCUUAUGGAGGAUUUGGAGGGGCGCAUUGUAUGAUCAAAGGGGGUUACAGCACUGUAAUUGAAUCUUUAGGGAAAGGGGUCAGUGUUCUCUUGAAUCACGUGGUGAAGGAAAUCUCUUAUAGAACGAGAGACUCUAGAGAAAAUUGUGAAAAGUGGAGCAAAGUCAAAGUGACCACCACAAAUGGAAGUGAGUUUGUAGGAGAUGCAGUUUUGAUCACUGUGCCUUUGGGGUGCUUAAAAGCAGAUACCAUAAAAUUUUCUCCAGCCCUACCAGAUUGGAAAAAAUCUUCUAUCCAAAGGCUUGGUUUUGGUGUUCUUAACAAAGUGAUCUUAGAAUUCCCAGAAGUCUUUUGGGAUGAUACUGUUGAUUACUUUGGAGUAACUGCUGAGGAAACAGAUCAGAGGGGCCAAUGCUUUAUGUUCUGGAAUGUCAAAAAGACUGUUGGAGCUCCUGUUCUUAUAGUCCUUGUGGUUGGUAAGGCAGCAUUAGAUGGACAAAAUAUGAGCUCAUCUGAUCAUGUGAAUCAUGCUGUAAUGGUUCUUCGUAAACUUUUUGGGGAGGCCUCAGUACCUGACCCAGUUGCAUCGGUUGUGACAAAUUGGGGCAUGGAUCCUUUUAGCCGGGGUGCUUACUCCUAUGUUGCUGUAGGAUCAUCAGGGGAGGACUAUGACAUCUUGGGUAGGCCUGUUGAGAACUGUUUAUUUUUUGCUGGUGAAGCUACCUGCAAGGAAUAUCCAGACACCGUAGGUGGUGCGAUGUUGAGUGGCUUACGAGAGGCUGUACGUAUAAUUGACAUCUUGAGUACUGGAAAUGAUUACACAGCAGAAGUGGAAGCAAUGGAAGCUGCCCAGAGACAAUCAGAUAGUGAAGGAAAUGAAUUUAGAGACAUGUUGAGGAGACUUGAUGCGUUUGAACUCUCUGGUAUCCUAUACAAGAGCUCAUUGGAUGGAGCACAGAUGUUGACCAAGGAGGCUUUGCUAAAGGAUAUGUUCUUUAAUGCUAAGACUAGUGCAGGACGUUUACACUUGACUAAGGAAUUAUUGAAUCUUCCUGUUGAAGUUCUGAAGUCCUUUGCUGGGACUAAAGAAGGACUUAGCAUACUCAACUCAUGGAUACUGGAUUCAAUGGGAAAAGAUGGAACUCAACUGCUGCGACAUUGUGUUCGCUUGCUUGUGCUUGUGUCAACUGAUCUGCUUGCUGUCCGUUUAUCAGGUGUAGGAAGGACUGUGAAGGAGAAAGUCUGUGUACAUACGAGUCGUGACAUUCGUGCUGUGGCAAGUCAGUUGGUCAGCAUGUGGAUUGAAGUGUUCCGCAAAGAAAAGGCUGCUAAUGGCGGAUUGAAAUUACUGAGUCAAGCAACUGCUCUGGAUUCAUCAAAGGCAAAGGCAAAGUCAUCAAAAGAUUCAAGUUUAGGAAAGCCAUCUUUACGCAAUACUCAUGGCACACCUGAAAAUAGAGGUGCCAUGGAGGUUCCUUCAUCAGGAGCUCCUUCCAAUGUAAAUAUUAAGAACAAUAAGAAGAUGAACUGCAAACCAUCCAAACUGGAAACGGUUACUGACUCAAAAUCAGAGGUUUCAUCACGAUCAGAAGGUGUUGUACAGGGGUUGGAUUCUAAGGUUGAGGACAGCAGUGUUGCCAUGUCUGAAGAAGAAGCUGCUGCCUUUGCGGCUGCUGAAGCUGCUCGUGCUGCCGCUCUUGAAGCUGCAAAGGCAUAUGCAUCUUCAGAAGCAGAUUGCAGCACAUUACGUGAGCUUCCGAAGAUACCGUCAUUUCACAAAUUUGCCAGGCGUGAACAAUAUGCCCAAAUGGAUGACUCAGAUCUUAGGAGAAAAAAGUGGUCAGGGGGUGUUUUGGGAAGGCAAGAUUGUAUAUCAGAAAUAGACUCCAGGAAUUGCAGAGUUAGGAACUGGUCUGUGGAUUUCUCUGCCACCUGUGCCAACCUUGACAGUUCGAAAAUGUCAGGUGACAACUAUACACAAAGGAGCUACUCAAAUGAGGUUGCAUACCAACUGAAUCUUGGAGAGCAUUCAGGGGAAAGUGUAGCCAUUGAUAAUAGCUUUACAAAGGCAUGGAUUGACACUGCCGGUAGUGGAGGGGUGAAGGACUAUCAUGCCAUUGAAAGGUGGCAGUCCCAAGCAGCAGCUGCUGAUUUGGAUUUCUAUCAUUCAACUGGACAUGCAAGGGAUGAGGAGGACUCAAACACAGCCACAAAACUGCACACUGGAAAGGAUGAGAGACAGGCAGAAGAAAGCUCUGCUUCACGACUCUCUGAAAGCAAGCUGUUGGUGGAAAAUCAGCGAAGAGGAGUGGAGCGUAUUAAACAGGCUGUUGCCGAUUAUGUGGCAUCAUUGCUCAUGCCUCUAUACAAAGCAAGGAAGAUUGAUAAGGAAGGUUACAAGUCAAUAAUGAAGAAAAGUGCAACUAAGGUAAUGGAGCAGACAACAGAUGCAGAGAAAGCAAUGACUGUUUCUGAGUUCCUCGACCUCAAGAGGAGGAAUAAGAUUCGUCCCUUUGUGGACAAGCUGAUUGAGAGGCAUAUGGCGAUGAACUCAGUUGCGAAAUCAUGAGUCUGAGGAUUAAUUGGGAUGCCCAAUGGUUUAUGGGCACCCUCUUCCAUGAGACAUCAAGGUGUGCCCUUGAUUCCUUCUCAACCGCUUGAACAUGUCAUUUGUUGGGAGGGGGGGGGGGGGGGCACUAGAUUGCAACUGCAGAUGGACAUGUGUUUAAGAUUUAUAUUAUCUGCCCGUUGAACAGUCAACGAUCCAACAAUUGCAGUGCAACUUGAAAAUGGGGGAAGGGCCUGUUUCUUUGAGAUUUAAGCCCAUCUCCAUUCAUGCAGCAUUGGUAGGUCUUUUCAUUAUGUGCAGAAAUUUGGCCAUUUGCAACUUUGGCCCUGAGAGGUCAACAACAUAAGGUGAAAGGUUGAGCACUAGACACCUCCUGUGUAUAAACAUUGAAUUACUGGCUGCAGCAGUUUUCUACCUAUCAGAAGUCCUCUUUUUUUUUUUAUAUACAAAAGGUUGAAUCCUAUUUUUUAUCUGGGGAUUCUCAGACAAGAGAUAUUAGAUCUUUAAUUUCCCCUUUUUUCAUUUAAUUUUGUACAGCUCAAGAUUAUUUCUGACAUAAACAAGCUUCCGUUAACAAUUUAACUUGUUCUUUCUUGUGCCUCAUGUAGACGGUUCUAAAUUUGCAGCAGUCUUUGUAAAUUUGUUUCUGGUUAUUGAAGAAAUGAUCUGUAUUAAUUGGGUACCAAACUGGAAGAAUGUUUGUAGCUUUUGCAUCUUCAUUUUCCUCUUUGGGCAGAUUGCAUGGA